GACACAUGACAUGAAAGAAGUUUAUAGUUACUGAGUGUUACACGUUAGAUAUUCCCAUUGAUUCCCAUUUUAUAAUUUACUAUCAUCAUAUGUUGUGUGUUUCUUCUUUCAAAAGUAUUAUAAUUUUGGGAUACAUUUUAGUUUCGUUAAUAAAGUUCUAGAAAUGGCACAGCAUGCCCACAGGAGGAAACAUUUCUGCCAGGAUCUAAAAAAUAUAUUUAAGGAUGAUUUAGAUGAGGAUGAUAUCAAUUUUGAACAAUCAAAGGCCAGUUACAUACUGAGUUCCAUAAAGACCUUUCUGCAACAAAAUGAGAACUUUUAUGCAUUGGAGCUAAUGGCUAGGAUGGAAGAGAUCCUCAAUGUGCACAUGGACAAUUCAAGGAAGGAUCCAGUUGCUAUAGCAAUCCUUUUUUUACUUACUAACAAGAAAGAGAAAUUCAAGAACACCCAUGAUGAGAAAAUAAAAAUGGUUUUUAACACAUGUCCAUAUGGUACAAUCCAACAAGUUGUUGAUUAUUCUUCUAAAUUAAAAUCGGAAUUUUCUGAUGAAUGCAAAGAUUAUAUAUUCAAAAAUAAGCUUAGCUUAAAAAGACAAAUCUUUAACAAUGUUGACUAUGAACCGCAAAGUUUGUCGCAAAUUCACUUUCAACAACCGAAAGAAUGUUAUUAUUAUCAAAUGCGGGAGAAAGUUGAGAAAAAGAUUGAAACGAACACUUCGUUCAGUAUGUCCUAUACUCCCACAGCAGAUUCUGUAAAGGCAGUUUCUCUGGCAGAUUAUUUUAACAAAUUCAAAAAUAAUUUACCUGGUUUUAUUUUGGAAGAAUUCACUGAUUCUAUAAUGCAGAAACUUAGUUCUGAUAAGAGCAGCAUUGAAUUACAAAACGAGUUAUUCGAAAUGUUAGGUUUUGACGCAUUUGAGUUAAUUUCUGAACUAUUGGAUCAUAGAGAAGCUAUCAUUAAAAGUGCUGAAAUUCCUUCUAGUACUACUGUUAGUAAAAAGAAAGUAACUGAGUAUAAACCUAGGCAAGAAGGACCGGCGAUGAGCAGCCAAAUUGUUGUGCACUCUGAAGUUGAGAAGUCUUUUGCCAAACAGUUAAGAAAAAUUGAAAAGAAGGAGAGAAAGACCGGUUUAGUUAAUGGAUUUGCAAUGGGCGACUAUGAAAAUAAUGAUGAUUACAAUAACGAAGACGAGUUAGCUUUUAUGAGGAGUAUGGCUGCAAUGAAAAAUAAGCAAUAUCCUAAUGUCUACGAUGAGCAGAAAGAAGUACAAGUUAAAGCGAUGGUUUGUGGGCAAUCUAUGAACAUACCUAAGGAUGCGGUCAAGAAAAGUAAUCAAAUGUGCGACGAAAUCACUAUCCAUCCAAAAAAAUCAUCAAACCCAGUACUGAUGGAUGAGAGGAUGAAGGUUGAAGAUAUGGAUAAAAUAGGACAAAUGAUUUUUAAAGAUAUUGAGACUUUCAAUGUGAUACAAACCAAAGUUUAUCCAAUUGCAUAUCACACUAAUGAAAAUAUGUUAAUCAGUGCGCCAACUGGUGCUGGAAAAACGAAUAUAGCAUUACUAACUAUAGUACAACAAAUCAAAAACUUCCUCGUCAACGAUGUUGUGAGAUUGGAAAAGUUCAAAAUUGUGUACAUCUGUCCCAUGAAAGCGUUGGCUGCUGAAAUGGCAAGUAAUUUCAGUAAAAAAUUAAUGCCCCUGGGAGUGACUGUCAAGGAAUGCACUGGUGAUAUGCAAUUGACUCGCAAGGAAAUUAGCGAAACGCAAAUGUUAGUAACGACACCUGAGAAAUGGGAUGUUAUUACUAGAAAAGGAACAACCGAUGCGGAAUUAACGUCUCUCUUAAAACUACUAAUCAUCGAUGAAGUUCAUUUACUCAACAGCGACAGAGGUCCAGUGAUAGAAGCAUUAGUUGCCAGAACAUUGAGGCAGGUUGUGAACUCACAAAAUAUGAUCAGAAUUGUCGGAUUAUCGGCAACAUUACCGAAUUAUGUAGACGUUGCGCAUUUUCUUCGCGUCAAUCUGGAAGUCGGGUUGUUCUAUUUCGAUUCGAGAUUUCGUUCUGUUCCACUUACACAAACUUUUAUUGGUAUCAAGAGCAUUAAACAAAUGCAGCAAAAUUUAGACUUGGAUGAAGUGUGUUUUGACAAAGUGGUAGAAUUUCUGCGCGGAGGUCAUCAAGUCAUGGUGUUCGUACACGCAAGAAAUCAAACGACGAAGACCGCCAACUACUUGAAAGAGACUGCUCAGAAGAAAGGGGUAUUAAAUUUGUUCGAACCGUCUAAAUCCUUUAAAGCAAAGAAAGCCACUUGGGGUGCAAAUAAUAAGUCGCUAGCGAAUUUCUUACCAUUCGGUUUAGGCGUUCAUCAUGCCGGUAUGUUGAGGAAAGAUCGUAACGAGGUUGAGAAAUGCUUUUUGGAUGGUGCAAUAAAGGUACUUUGCUGUACAGCGACAUUGGCGUGGGGUGUUAAUUUGCCUGCGCAUGGUGUCAUCAUCAAAGGAACAAAACUGUAUGAUUCAAAGAAGGGUACAUUCAUAGAUUUAGAUAUCUUAGAUGUUAUGCAGAUCUUUGGCAGAGCCGGAAGACCACAAUUUGACAGCUCCGGUCACGGUAUCAUCAUCACCACACAUGAUAAAUUACACUUUUACCUUUCCUCUCUGACAAACCAAAUUCCUAUAGAAAGUAAAUUAUUGAACGCUCUCACCGAUAAUUUGAACGCUGAGGUUGUAUUGGGAAGCGUUUCGAGUAUUGCCGAAGCAGUGGAAUGGUUAACAUUUACCUAUUUGCACCGAAGAAUGAGGAUGAACCCUCAAGUGUAUGGAUUGCAAUAUAGUGAUCUACAGAACGAUCCAAAUUUACACGAGUCUAUGUUGAAAUAUGUGGAGAAGGCUGCCAUUCUAUUGGAUAAAGCUCGCAUGAUUCGAUACGACCCAAAAACCGGCGAUUUAACUGCUACGAAUUUAGGAAGGACCGCAUCCUAUUAUUACAUUAAUUUCGUUACAGUUGAAGCAUUCAACGAUAUUAUGUCGACGACGAUGUCUGUUUCCGAUAUCAUAAAUAUGAUGUGCUUCGCUUCAGAAUUUCAACAGAUCCAAGUUCGACAAGAAGAAAUGGAAGAUUUGGAUCAACUGGCCGAAUUUUGUGAAUUGACGGUACCAGGCGGCGUUGAGAACGUGCAUGGAAAAGUCAACAUUCUUAUGCAAACAUAUUUGAGUCGUGGCUACUUAAAAACAUUAUCAUUAGCUUCCGAUAUGGAAUAUAUUACUCAGAGUGCGGCUCGUAUUGCUCGUGCAUUGUUCGAUAUAGCAAUUCAUCAGAAUAGUGCACUUUUAGCUGCAAAUUGCCUUUUGUUGGCACAAAUGUUUGAACAACGUCUUUGGGAUAACCAGACGCCGAUGAGGCAAUUCAAGUUCCUGGAAGUCAGUGUUUUAAAUAAUAUAGAAACAGCGAAUUUGAGAGUCGAAGAUCUUAGGGAAAUGGACGAAAGACAGAUUGGACAGGCGAUACGCAACGUACGUUUAGCAUCCAAGGUUCAGUAUUGUGCUUUCGCAUUCCCAACGGUCGAUGUUGAAGCUCGGAUACAGCCAAUCACUAGAGGUGUUAUCAGAAUUAAACUUUUCAUCACCCCAACUUUCAAAUGGUCAACUACCUAUCAUGGAAAAGCAACUGAAAUGUUUUGGGUUUGGAUCGAAGACCCCGACAAUGAUUGUAUUUACCAUACGGAAACAAUAAAUGUCACAAAAAAUCAGUGUGCUAAAAACGAACCGAUUGAAUUAAUUUUCACUGUUCCUUUGGUAGAACCUAUACCAAGUCAAUACUUGGUGAGGAUAAGCAGUGAUCGAUGGAUGAAUGCUGUGAGCACUCAUCCUUUGCCAUUCAACGAUCUUCAAUUGCCGCAAAGUUUCACCCCACAUACAGAUCUCCUGGAGUUGCAACCUUUGGAAAUUUCUGCACUCGGAAACCCACAGUACGAGUCGUUGUACAGCUUCGGCCACUUCAAUCCUGUGCAAACGCAAAUUUUCCAUUGCUUGUAUCAUACCGAUAACAACGUACUUCUGGGUGCUCCGACAGGUUCAGGCAAAACUAUAGCAGCAGAAAUUUGCAUAUUCCGUUUAUUUAAUAUGAAACCGGAAUUGAAAGUGGUUUAUAUAGCGCCAUUGAAAGCUUUGGUACGUGAGAGAGUUGAAGACUGGAAAAAGAAGUUUGGUGGUGAUUUAAGGAAGAAAGUUAUUGAAAUAACAGGCGAUGUAACUCCUAGUGCGGGCACGAUUGCUUCAGCGAAUAUAAUUAUAACUACGCCAGAAAAAUGGGACGGUAUGAGCAGAGGUUGGCAGAACAGGAAUUUCAUUCGUGAUGUCGGUUUGAUGAUCAUCGACGAAAUUCAUUUGCUCGGCGAAGAUCGUGGACCCGUUUUAGAAGUCAUAGUUUCGCGAACAAACUUUAUAUCGGACAGAACAGGCAGGAAAUUAAGAAUUAUUGGAUUAUCUACGGCAAUGGCGAACGCUCGAGAUUUGGCCACGUGGUUGGGUAUUGGUGAAAUGGGUCUGUACAAUUUCCGACCAUCAGUUAGGCCAGUACCUUUAGAGGUCCAUAUUGCUGGAUUCCCGGGUAAACAUUACUGCCCGAGGAUGAUGUCCAUGAACCGACCAGCUUACCAAGCUAUCAGACAACAUGCUCCAGAUUCCCCAUCGCUAGUAUUUUGCUCUUCGAGAAAGCAAACCAGAUUAACGGCUUUUGAUUUGAUCACAUACCUAGUGACUGAUUCAGAUCCUAAGCAAUGGCUCCAUUGUGACGACGAUAACAUGGAAUUGAUAUUAUCCAAUAUAUUGGAUCCAGAUUUAAAGCAAUUCUUGUCAUUUGGUAUUGGUAUUCAUCAUGCUGGUUUGCAAGAACGGGACAGGAAAACUGUCGAGGAGUUAUUUGUGAAUCAAAAGAUUCAAGUUCUCAUUGCAACCGGAACUUUGGCUUGGGGUGUAAACUUCCCGGCACAUUUAGUCGUCAUCAAAGGCACGGAAUAUUUUGAUGGAGCAAUUAAAAGGUAUGUCGAUAUGCCCAUAACCGACGUUCUGCAAAUGAUGGGUAGAGCAGGUCGUCCGCAAUUCGAUACAAGCGGAGUCGCAUGUGUUUUCGUUCAUGACAUCAAGAAAAAUUUUUACAAAAAGUUCCUAUACGAACCAUUCCCGGUCGAAUCUAACUUAAGACCGGUUAUAGCAGAUCACAUAAACGCUGAAAUAGCUGCCGAAACUAUCCCAACUAAAAGAAACCUCAUGGAAUAUCUGACUUGGACGUACUUCUUUAGAAGGUUGUUAGAGAACCCGUCUUUCUACGGUUUAGCAGAUGUGCAUCCAGAAAACAUUAACGAUUUUCUAAGCGAUUUGGUUGAUUGCGUAGUACACGACCUAGCAGACAGUAAUUGUGUUCAAAUCAUAGAAAAUGAAGGUACUAUUCAUUACGAAUCAACAUUCUUUGGACAAGUAUCUUCAUACUAUUAUUUAUCGCAUAAAACUAUGUUGCAUUUCCAAGAAAAUUUGAAAUUCGACUGUAGCAUAAUUGAAUUGUUAUCCGUGAUGUGUCAUGCUACAGAAUAUGCCUUAUUUCCCGUUCGACAUAACGAAGAUAAAAUUAAUAUGGAUUUAGCCAAGAGACUGAAUUUGAAAUUACAUGGGCAGCCAAUAGAUUCUCCUCAUGUAAAAGUCUAUAUCUUAUUGCAUAUGUAUUUAGGAAAUUUAGAAUUGCCGAAUCAAGAAUAUAUUGUAGAUUGCAAGUCCGUGAUGGACCAGGCGUUAAGGAUUCUGCAGGCGAUGGUUGAUGUUACGGCAAAUGCUGGAUGGUUAUCGGUCACGAUUAAAGUGAUUCAUAUAAUGCAGAUGUUAAUUCAAGGAAUGUGGAUAACAGAUCCAGAUAUUUUAACAAUUCCGCACGUUUCCAAAGCGACCGUGACACCUUUGUUAAAGGAAAUUGAUAAUAACCCUGUUCUCAGACAGUGCAAUGCCCAUUCAAUUUCGGGAAUGCUUUACGCAAACAUAAAACAUAAUCACCAUUUGCGAACAGCAAUUGUAAAUAUAUUCGGAAGUAGGACUGAAAGCGAUAUCCUUAAAUAUUUAAAGCAACUUCCUUGGGUGGAGGUUAAAGCAAAGGCUGAUGUCGAAGUUAAGGCUGGAGAGGAAUUUGAUUUAUCUGUUGAGUUUUGGAGAAAUGGCAAUGAUCUUAAUGUGCAGAGCAAGAGCAGAUACGCUAAGAGGAAGGACGAGGGUUGGUUCCUCUGCGUUGGAUACAAGGAUGAAUUGUGCGGUAUUAAGAGAGUCUCAAUACGCAAAAGAAGUAACGCUACUAUUAGUAUCUUAGCUCCAAAUUACCCAGGCAACUUUAUGUAUACAGUUUAUUUGCUUUCUGAUUGCUAUUUGGGGUUGGAUCAGCAGUUCGACAUUCCGGUGCAAGUUAAGAAAUAACAUUGUUAUUGUUUUCUAUUUUACAAUUGUAAUUAAUCGUGUAUACGCUGUGAUUUAUAUUUAAAGAUA
This is a messenger RNA of Nicrophorus vespilloides, 6517 nucleotides long. RefSeq names its product activating signal cointegrator 1 complex subunit 3-like. The record is from RefSeq and is a predicted model, not a curated record. Gene Ontology annotation, molecular function: nucleic acid binding; ATP hydrolysis activity; ATP binding. NCBI's taxonomy places the organism in Eukaryota, Metazoa, Arthropoda, Insecta, Coleoptera, Silphidae. The coding region runs from base 164 to 6448 and encodes 2094 amino acids. The transcript has 20 exons.